Molecule: messenger RNA, 1978 nt
Organism: Lutzomyia longipalpis
Lineage: Eukaryota; Metazoa; Arthropoda; Insecta; Diptera; Psychodidae
Product: maltase 2-like
Exons: 4
Coding region: 62-1909 (615 amino acids)
Biological process (GO): carbohydrate metabolic process
Source: RefSeq, a predicted model, not a curated record
GUCAAGUUUUGUGGGUGAGAAGGUGUAAAUGUGAUUUUGCUGAGACGUAGACGUGAAGAAGAUGAAGCUUCUUGGACUCUUAUUGGUCACUGUGUUGACGGUGGAAGGGCAUUUGCUGGGUGAACAGCAGUCUUCAGAGAAAGCCGAUUUACGGCAUGAUCAUCCAGAAUUGGAUUGGUAUGAACGAGCAAAUCUCUACCAAAUCUACCCGAGAUCCUUUAUGGAUAGCGAUGGGGAUGGAAUUGGAGAUUUAAAUGGCAUCACAGCGAAAUUGGAGCAUCUUCAGGAGUCUGGGAUCUUUGCAACAUGGCUCAGUCCAAUUUUCAGCUCUCCUAUGAGAGAUUUUGGCUAUGAUAUUUCAAAUUUUACAGAAAUUAAUUCCGAUUAUGGUACCAUGGAAGACUUCCUGCAGCUUCUGCAUGAAGCACGAAGGCUCAAUAUUCGUCUCAUCUUGGACUUUGUGCCCAAUCACACGAGUGAUCUGCAUGAAUGGUUUGUAAAGUCCGAGGACAAUGAUCCUGAAUACCGAGACUACUACGUAUGGAGGGAUGCACGGUAUGUGGGGGAAGAGAGACACCCACCAAAUAAUUGGCUUUCCGUCUUCCAUGGACCUGCGUGGACGUGGAGUGAAAAACGGCAACAGUACUACCUCCAUCAGUUUGCCAAAGAGCAGCCAGAUUUGAAUUUUGAGAAUGAGAAAGUGGUGGAAGAGAUGACGAAUGUAUUGAAAUUUUGGCUGGAUAUUGGUGUCGACGGCUUCCGUGUGGAUGCCAUCAAUCACCUCUUUGAGGACCCCAGUUUCGCCGAUAAUCCACCUAAUCGUGAGAUUUAUGAUCCAAUGGACUAUAGCCACUUUGACACAAUUUACAGCAAAGAUCUUCCAAAGUCCUAUCAGCAGGUGUAUGAUUGGCGCAAAUAUCUCGAUAGCUAUGCUGAAGAGCACGGCACGGAUACCAAGGUCCUCCUGACUGAGGCAUACACCAACAUCACGAAUACGAUGAAGUGGCAAAUGUCAGAAGAUGGUACGCAGAAGGGUGCACAUUUCUCAUUUAAUUUUAACUUAAUUAUGGAGCUCAAGACUCUCCCCGAUGAGCUCAAUGCGGCAGAUGUGAAGGCAACCAUUGAUGAGUGGCUUGAACACCUCCCAGAUGGAGUUCCACCAAAUUGGGUGCUUGGCAAUCACGACCGCCCACGCGUUGCAUCGCGUUUUGGUGUGGAUUUGGUGGACAAUAUGAAUAUUCUCGUGCAAACCCUCCCUGGAGUUGCGGUGACAUACUACGGUGAGGAGAUUGGAAUGGAGGAUUUCCGUGGAAUCUCCUGGGAGGAUACACAGGAUCCUCAGGCGUGUGGUUCCAAUGAAACAGUCUACCAAUUGUAUACGAGGGACCCUGUACGAACCCCCAUGCAGUGGGAUGAUACCCAAAAUGCGGGCUUCUCCACAAAUCCCUCCCCGUGGCUACCUGUGCAUCCAGACUAUGUGCAAAAUAACCUGGCACAGCAGAAGGUGGCUGAAACGAGUACAUAUAAAUUGUUCCUGGAUUUAGUAAAGCUCCGCAUUGAUCAUGCCCUUGAGUAUGGAGAUUUUAAGUCAGAAGCUCUAAGCAAUGGAGUCUUUGCCUACAGUCGGAAUAUGGAGGGACAUGAGAGUCUCGUGGUGGCACUCAAUUUCGCCAGUACAGAGGCAACAGUUGACCUUACUCCCGUCCUCCUUGAGAAUUCACAUUCAGAAGGCCUAGUCGAAUUGGCUACAACCAAGUCCAUUCAUAAGAGAGAUGAUGUCGUUAACUUGAGAACCCUCACACUGCAGCAGUACGACGGUGUCAUUCUACGAGUUAACUCAUCCGCUUCAGCAAUCUUCAUUUCCUCAUUUGCUCUUGUUCUUGUUGUACUGAAAACACUCCUUUACUAAGGGUGGCAAUUAAAGUGAUGAUGUAAUGUAAGAAAUAAAAAUAAAUUAUCGAGAAUUGUCUAAUCUGAA